AUGCAGGGAGAAUGCCUCCUUAGCCUGACAUCAAAGUCCUAUGAGAGGUCCCCCAUGUUAGAAGUGAAGCAGAACGUAGAGCUGAAGAGACCCCUGGUUAAGGCUUCUUCCCGGCUUCCUCUCUCAGGAAGCAGACUCAAAAGGAGACCUGACCAGAUGGAGGAUGCCUUGGAGCCUGCGAAGAAGCGGACACGAGGCCUGGCUGCACCGACCGAAAUUGCCGCAUCCCACCCCAGAGCACCACCCCUCACCACGGUGCCACAGACCACAGCUCAAAAAGUUUCCAAGAAGACAGGGCCUCGGUGUUCCACAGCUGUUGCCACAGUGGUGAAGAACCAGAAGCCAGUCCCUGCUGUUGCUGUCCAGAAGCCUGGCGCAUCAGCUGUUCCUCCCAUGAUGGGAGGGAAGAAACCCAGCAAACGUCCGUCCUGGGACUUAAAGGGUCAGUUAUGUGACCUAAAUGCAGAGCUGAAAUGCUGUCGUGAGAGGACUCAAACACUGGCCCAGGAGAACCAGCAGCUGCGGCACCAGCUCACAGAUGCCCAACAAGAGGCCAAGACCCUGGGGAUAGAGUGUGGGACACUGGAAGGGGAGUUGGCCAGGGUACGGGCCCGGGCUGAGCAGGGCCAGCAGGAGCUGAAGAACCUCAGUGCCCGUGUCCUGGAGCUGGAAGCACAACUGGGCAUGCAGGAGGGCUUGGUUCUGGAGCUCCAGAAAGAACGGUUGGCAUUGCAGGAGAAGCGGAGGCAACUGGCCUCCCGACUGGAGGAGCAAGAGCCUACUCCUGACUAUAUUGCUUUCUGUCACACUUUUCGCUACCCUUGA
Messenger RNA from Propithecus coquereli (Coquerel's sifaka), 825 nucleotides. RefSeq names its product kinesin family member C1 (gene KIFC1). The transcript has 7 exons. Bases 1 to 825 code for a protein of 274 amino acids. The record is from RefSeq and is a predicted model, not a curated record. NCBI's taxonomy places the organism in Eukaryota, Metazoa, Chordata, Mammalia, Primates, Indriidae.